AAUACAACCUUGCUGCAGUCUUGUGAUAUGAUAUAACAUUCUGGAGCUUCCAAUUUGUCAUUCUCCAUCUCCUUCAAGGCCUACCUUCAUUGAGUAUUGAUUGUGGAACGUUUGCACCUCAUCGCAAGACAUGGUUCGGUUCAAGAAUCGCUGGCUCCUCGUCGAAUUCGUCGAUACGUCUACGGUAGAUACCUCCACUGAAAAAGAGUCUCUAAGCACACGAACUCUGGACGGGAGGUUGAUCUACAACGCUCUCCGCGACAGCAUCGUGACAAACUUUGGCGACACCGGAUGGGGAGCAGUAGGGAUGUCGUUGAAUGUCAAGUAUUUUUCACCGCUCACGAACCUUUGUAUUAUUCGUGUCGCACGAGAUCAACAUCGAAUUGCAUGGGGUGCAGUCACGCUUCUCACUAGCAUCUACGAUGUCAGGAUCAUUCCGCGUGUUAUUCAUGUCUCAGGCACCGUCAAACACACGCAACUCUCAGCAAUCACAUACAACCGAGAAGUUAUUGCGCGGUUUCGCGCUAAACUCAAAAAUGCUGCACAUGACUCAUACGAUGACUAUCUCGCGCGAAGCACUCGGGAGAUCGAGGCUUUGCAUGACUGAAUCAGUUCGAUGGUAUCGUAACCCUUGUGACCCCGAGGAGCUCUUCACUCUCUUCCUUUCGGUGGUGCGCUUUGAGGCUACAUCCUGAGAUCGUUCCCCUUUCCUGCACGAAACUGAGCUAGCGUCAG
Suillus bovinus is the source of this 735-nucleotide messenger RNA. RefSeq lists its product as uncharacterized. Gene Ontology annotation, biological process: tRNA 5'-leader removal. Bases 131 to 607 code for a protein of 158 amino acids. The transcript is spliced from 5 exons. Gene Ontology annotation, cellular component: ribonuclease P complex. NCBI's taxonomy places the organism in Eukaryota, Fungi, Basidiomycota, Agaricomycetes, Boletales, Suillaceae. Gene Ontology annotation, molecular function: ribonuclease P RNA binding. The record is from RefSeq and is a predicted model, not a curated record.